Messenger RNA from Kalmanozyma brasiliensis GHG001, 876 nucleotides. RefSeq names its product Glycoside hydrolase, family 45. The transcript is spliced from 2 exons. Lineage: Eukaryota; Fungi; Basidiomycota; Ustilaginomycetes; Ustilaginales. Gene Ontology annotation, biological process: carbohydrate metabolic process. Bases 1 to 876 code for a protein of 291 amino acids. The record is from RefSeq and is a predicted model, not a curated record. Gene Ontology annotation, molecular function: cellulase activity.
AUGGCGUUUUCAUCCUUCAAGUCGACCGUCGUCCUCGCGGACUGUUGCAAGCCUUCAUCCAGCUGGCUGGGCAAAGCGCCGGUCUACAAUCCGGUUGCUACCUGCCUCGCCGAUGGUAAGACCAUCGCUACUGGCCCCAAGCGCGAAGAUGCCAACUCUUCUGGCUGCGGCGGAGGCUGGGAGUUCCAAUGCAGCUGUCAGCAGCCAUGGACCGAUCCGAUCAACCCCACCGUCGGCUACGCUUUCGCUGCCAUGACCAGCUCCAUCGAGAAGGAGACCUCGUGCGCAUGCUACGUCGCCGAAUUCGAAGGUGCCAAGCCAGGCAAGAUCAACACGCUCUUCUACCAAGUCAUCAACGACGGUGGUGACGUCGGCUUCGGCGUCGAUGGUCUCGACAUUCUGGUGCCUGGUAUGGGUGUCGGUCUCAUGACUCAAGGUUGCGCUAACCAGUGGAAGGGCUUCGAUAUUGGUAAAUGGGGAAAGCAGUACGGUGGCCUCGACCGUGACGCUGCCGGUUGCGCCAACUUGCCUCAAGACCUCCAGCAUGGAUGCAUGUGGCGCAUGAAGGACUGGGGCGAUUCGGUUCGCAUCAAGGGCAGACCUCGACGUGUCCGGUGCUCUAAGGCCCACAUCGAUAAAUCCGGUUGCCAGCGAAAGGACGAGCCCACGGAGGUCUUCCAGGGUCACCACGACAAUGUCCGACAUUGCCCUGCUCCUGACGGAUACACUCCUGACCCUUCUGUCUGCGGUAUUGGUGUUGGUCGCCCUCAGGGGUACAAGAGAUCCAUUAGUCAUGCUGUCGCUGCCAAGGGCGGCCAUCACGCUCAUACAGGUGGCAAGCAUCAUCCCCGUCGUGACGCUUCUUGCUCGGCAUAG